AUGCAAAAAACAUAUUUGGAACAUUUUUUAAAAAAUUUUAAAAAAUAUGAAAAAAAACAAACAGACAUUUACAUUUCAAAUAAAAAAAGAAUAAUAAAUGAAGAACAUAUUCGUGGGUAUUACUAUUACUCUAUGUUCAUAAGAAUGAAAUUGAUGAAGCAAAAUAAUGUAAAUAAUACAGAUUAUAAUAUAUUUAAUAAUAAUAAUUAUUAUGAGAAGGAGUUGAAGCGGGAAGGAGAUUAUUAUUCAUUUAAUAAAAAUCAGAUUACUUCUAAGGUAUAUAAAAUAAAAGAUAAUGUAUCGAAUAUUUCUUAUGAGCCAUAUAAUAUCUAUGAUGAUAGUAAUAUUUUGAAUUAUAAGAACAAUCAAAAAUUGUAUGAAAAAAAAAAAAUGAUAACACUACAAAGGUGUUAUUAUUCAGGUCAUAUAGAUAAACAUACAAAAAAUAAUAACAAAGAAUUGCACGGUCCAAUAAAAAUUUUGCAAAAAUAUAACAACAGAAAUAAUAAUAAUAAUAAUAAUAAUAAUAAUAAUAAUAAUAAGGACGAUGAUAUUUCUAAUAUUUCUAAUAUUUCUAAUAUUUAUAAUAUGCAUGGUGAUAAUAAAAAAUGUGGACAAAACAAAUGGAAAGAUAUCUUAAUAUUUAAUUUAAAAAAUUAUAUCAUAUUAUGCAGAUUACACAUACCAGCUGGGAUAUAUUUAUUAUUUUAUUCAUCUUUAUAUGGUUAUUUUUUAACUUACGAUAUUAACAAUAUAUUAUUAAAUAAUAAUAUUAUUAAUAUGAAUGAAAUAAAAGAUAUAUUAAAAAAUAUAAGUUUGUUCUUAUUUGGUAGUAUAAAUACAAGAAUUACAGGAUGUAUUAUAAAUGACUUAUUAGAUAAAAAUUUUGAUAAACAAGUUGAAAGAACAAAAAAUAGACCCAUAGCUAAUACAAAUAUAAGUGUAAAUAAAGCUAUAAUAUAUUGUUCUAUACAUGGAAUACUAUCUCUUUUAACUCUCUUUCAAUUUAAUUAUAAUACAAUUUAUAUAGGUUUAUAUUCAACCUUCUUCAUUUUUACAUAUCCUUUAUUUAAACGUUUAACAUAUUAUGCACAGAUAUAUUUAUCUCUUACAUUUAAUUUAGGUUAUUUUAUAUCAGCAAGUGUAAAUAUUAAUUUAAUAGAUAAUAUAAUUCCAACUGUUGUAGGUUUCUUACCUUUAUCAUUCUUAACUAUUAUAUAUGAUACAAUAUAUGCCCAUCAAGAUAAAAAAGAUGAUAUCAGAUUAAAACUUAAAUCGCUAUCCAUCAAAUGGGAUAAAAAUACAUUAAAAUAUUCAAAAUUAUUAUCUCUCAAUAUGCUCCUUUUUUUGUAUGCAUCAUCAUAUCUUUUUGAUAUGCAUUUUUCUUACUACAUAUUUUCAACAUUCAAUAUAAUGUAUUUGUAUUACAUUCUAGACAACGUAUCCUUAACUGAUAAGCAAAAAUGUAUGAAUUUUUUUAAAAGGAGUAAAAAUGUUUUGUUCUUAAUGGCCCUCGCAGCAAUUCUAAGUAAGUCUUUCCAAGUGGUACAUAAAAAGGAAGAAAAUAAAAAAUAA
This is a messenger RNA of Plasmodium gaboni, 1575 nucleotides long. Its product is annotated as putative para-hydroxybenzoate--polyprenyltransferase. The transcript has a single exon. The coding region runs from base 1 to 1575 and encodes 524 amino acids. Gene Ontology annotation, biological process: ubiquinone biosynthetic process. Gene Ontology annotation, cellular component: mitochondrial inner membrane. The record is from RefSeq and is a predicted model, not a curated record. Lineage: Eukaryota; Apicomplexa; Aconoidasida; Haemosporida; Plasmodiidae. Gene Ontology annotation, molecular function: transferase activity, transferring alkyl or aryl (other than methyl) groups.